GAGAGACUGACGGAAACAGACGGUUGGGAAAGGAACCGCAUGUUCUUGAUGAUAGAGGAAGAAACGAGGAUUCGUACUCAAUUAGAACGGAUUAUGAAGGCUUUUGGACAGCAGCAAUCCAACGCGCAGACCAGCCCCAUCCAACACCACAGCGCACAGGAGCUCCUGGACAUGGCCGUGUACUGCGAUAACUUCGGCAGCAUGUACCAGCACCAGCAAAACCUCCAUCACAGUCACCACCCGCAGAGGCCGCCGGCUCAUCCUCCAAGCUACGGCCUCGGGGAGUACACCUCGCCGAACACCAACCCGUACCUGUGGCUAAACGGCCCAAGCAUCAACUCGUCUCCAUACCUGACGGGAUCGAAUGGAGCAUCGUACAUACAGUCUGGAUACGGAGCGAACCAGCGGCAGUUCCUGCCCCCUCCCACGGGGUUUGGUGGAGCUGACCUCGGAUGGCUCUCAAUCUCCAGCCAGCAGGAACUCUUCAAGAUGGUUAGACCUCCUUACUCCUACUCAGCGCUGAUUGCCAUGGCUAUCCAGGGCGCCGGGGACAAGAGGUUGACGCUGAGUCACAUCUAUCAGUAUGUGGCAGAGAAUUUUCCGUUUUAUAAGAAGAGCAAAGCUGGGUGGCAGAACUCAAUCAGACACAACCUGUCACUGAAUGACUGUUUUAAGAAAGUUGCCCGGGAUGACGAUGACCCUGGGAAGGGAAACUACUGGACAUUGGACCCAAACUGUGAGAAAAUGUUCGAUAACGGCAACUUCAGAAGGAAGAGAAAGAGGCGAGCUGACUUGAACGGAGGAGACACCAACAACACUGUUCUUCCGGUGAAGUCAGAAGACACAGCCGCCCUGAAGCUCUCCGACACGGCCAGCAUCAUGAGUUCAUCCCCUCCCAGCCUCCAGAACUCCCCUGGCUCCGCCGAGCCCAAAUCAUCCCCAUCCCCGUCUGUGGAACACAGUCCUUGUUACAACAACUUUGUCUCCACUAUGAACUCGAUGCUGGCGGGGAGCAACAACGGCUCUAUCCGGGGGGGCAGGGGAGACUUUGGUUCAGGAGGACAUGUUAUGGGGGAUUUGUCGCCUCAUCAGACCCGAGAGAACAUGUCCGGACUUGGUGCAUACUCGCCCUCUCAGAUCACGCCACUGAACUCUGAUACCACUCACCUCUCCACAGCCAAUAGAAUGAACUACUACACAUCAGCACAGAACAGUCACAGCGGAGGCAUGGGCCUCACCAACUCUCCCUCAAACCACUUCAGUGUUAAUCAUUUGUUGUACAGCCGCGAAGGAACCGAGGUGUAGGCUAUACGCCUAGUCAUCAUUAUGUCAGAUGUAUGUAGAUAAUGUUGUACAACUCGUUGGCAUACUUGUAUAAAGUACUCAGUGAGUACAUCAAGUACCGUGAUUGUUAUUCACGUUAUACAUUCCAUAAUAAGAACGUGUAAUGGCAAUGUCAUAAAUAUGCUUUCUCGUGAUUUUUUGUGGGUCGAAACUACGUCCGACCUAGCAUUUAAGAACAUAAUUGAGACCAACUUUUUAUGCACAAAGUGGUGCCCCUGGAAUGGUCUUGCCUUGGAAUAAACAUUUACCGUACCUUCCGUUUCCUUUAUAUAGACCUUAUGUAGCUGCAUGAUGACCUCACUGUGCCUUUCAGAAGAGCGUGUAUUUUUAUAGAACACACUCCUUCUGCAGAUAUAUGUUUUAUGUGUAGCCUAAAUAGUAGCCCUCUUUGCAGACCACUUUGUGUAUUUUUGUAGAAGGAAUUGUGUGUAUAAUUUUAUUUAAGCCCAUUGUCAACAUUUGAAUAAAUCUAAUAUCUGAAAUCCUUGAUUGUCUCACAUUUA
Messenger RNA from Coregonus clupeaformis (lake whitefish), 1847 nucleotides. RefSeq names its product forkhead box i1 (gene foxi1). Lineage: Eukaryota; Metazoa; Chordata; Actinopteri; Salmoniformes; Salmonidae. The record is from RefSeq and is a predicted model, not a curated record. The coding region runs from base 40 to 1305 and encodes 421 amino acids. Gene Ontology annotation, molecular function: RNA polymerase II cis-regulatory region sequence-specific DNA binding; DNA-binding transcription factor activity, RNA polymerase II-specific. The transcript has 2 exons. Gene Ontology annotation, biological process: cell differentiation; regulation of transcription by RNA polymerase II; anatomical structure morphogenesis.